Messenger RNA from Scomber japonicus (chub mackerel), 1890 nucleotides. RefSeq names its product protein ITPRID2-like. The record is from RefSeq and is a predicted model, not a curated record. Bases 46 to 1722 code for a protein of 558 amino acids. Gene Ontology annotation, molecular function: signaling receptor binding. Lineage: Eukaryota; Metazoa; Chordata; Actinopteri; Scombriformes; Scombridae. The transcript is spliced from 5 exons.
CCUCGUCAGGGACUAUGUCUGCCGACAUUGAACUUGGGCCACAGCAUGGCCUCCAGCUGUCUCUCCAACUCCACUUGUAAAACUGUAUCAAGUGUAUCUGAGGUGCUGCAGCUGUGUUCAGAGGAUGCAGAGGAGACUCUGUAUGAGCUGGGUUUUGGCUAUGAUGAGCCACAGGUCACUGUGCGUAUCCCUCCUCGCUUCUUCACCUUCCCCUCUCAGGCUCAGGGGAUCAACUUCCGUCUUUUUCUGGAUUCACAGCUGCGGCGGAUACGAGAGGAGGAUCCUAGUCUGUCUCUCGCUAGUCGUUUCAGACAAGUUCAAGUGCUCACCGCAAUGGCCAAUGCUUUCUACUCCCUCUACUCCCAUGUGUCCCGCACCCCUCUCCAGAAACUGGCCACACCAGAAUUCACCUUUUCCUCAUCUCCUGUGGAAAAGAUUGAACGCUUCAGGAACUGCAUCCGCAGCGAGCCACGCUCUCCUGUGGAGAGACUGAAGGACACCGUCUCCAAGAUGUGCCUCUACACAGGGUCUCCUCGUGGAUCAGACUCCACCUCGCCACAGCCCUCACCUAGGAAAAGGUCAAGUCUCCCUGACGUUGUAGGUAUAGUGCUGGAUAAGGCCAAGACUGGGCCUGCCAAGAAACUGGAUUUGGGGGUAAAUAAUCAGGGCAAUUCAGCUGAGGAUGUGAGGCAGGUUACGGAUGUUGAUACGUCCUGUAACAGUGGUCAAGAACAGCAAACACAGCAGACUGCGGAGGACACAGACAAUCUUGUAAAUGGAAAUAAAAUCUGUCAUGAGGAGAUGCAGGACAGUAAACCAACAGAUAAUGUUGAUGAUGAUAAAAAAAUCAUCAAAAAAACAGACUCUCAAAGCAUGAUUAACAGUUCAAGAACAUCUCUGGCGUCAUCGUUAUCAGGAGAAACUGUGAUAGAAACAGAUCAUCAGUUUCUUUCAUGUCAGUCUGAGCUGGACUCAUGUUUGCCUCAAAGUGACACAAGGACAGCUGAUAUGAAACCAGUUGCCAAGGUUACGUUUGACCUAAUCUGUCCACAGAUAGUGGAGAGUGUACACCAGGCGCCUUUCUGCCAUCAGCACGCACACACUGUGAAAACAAACACCGUACCUCAUAGCUCCUCUGGGACAGAAAGCAUAGAUAGAUCAUGUUCUGUAUCACAGAGACCUCAUGUCCAAAACAUGACUCAAACAAAUGUCUCUGAGCCUGAUAAGGACUCAUACACAGGCUCAGGUGAUGUUGCCUCUUCAGGGGAAGACACACAGGUGGAUGUAUCCAGAUCAGUUCCUGUCCUUGACCCUAAUGGUAGCUACACCCAUUACUGCAUCACUGUGACUGGCUGGGAAAGUGACAAAGUUUCUUCCUGUUCCUUGAACACACCACAUUCCAGUCAUACCUCAAAUGCCAAGCGUGUUCAGACUGGUGAGGAGUCCUCUAGCAAGAACCAGUAUCUCAUCCCACUGACUCUUCAGGCCCUGGGGCACAACUCCAAUAACCUACAACAGGUUAACUCCUUUGAGCUGGAGGAGGUGCAUAGUGCAGGAGAGGAAGAUUUUGGACAAUCAGAAACUACAAGGACAACAACCUCACCAUUGGCCACAAAACAACAAUAUAAAGGUGCAGUGGCCCGGGGUGACAGUAUUCAGUCAGACAGCAGUGGCUACGCAGAUGAAGAAGUCAGCCCUGUGUCAGACAGACAUCACAGAUGACAGGAAACCUGGAAAUCCAUGAAAACAAACAUCGAAGGGAUGUUUGUCACCAGCAGACUUGAGGACAAGAAUUUCCUAUAAAAUAUUUGGAAAGUGUUUCAGUGAAACCGACUACAUUUAAAUACCUUUAAAGGUUGUGUAAGACCUGGUCCCAUGAGGUUUCAGAGG